Molecule: messenger RNA, 3881 nt
Organism: Capsicum annuum
Lineage: Eukaryota; Viridiplantae; Streptophyta; Magnoliopsida; Solanales; Solanaceae
Product: probable inactive histone-lysine N-methyltransferase SUVR2
Exons: 9
Coding region: 188-2569 (793 amino acids)
Cellular component (GO): nucleus
Molecular function (GO): histone methyltransferase activity; zinc ion binding; protein binding
Source: RefSeq, a predicted model, not a curated record
AUUACACACUAAAAAUUGAACCAUUUUAAUUUCACCAUUGUUGAAAAGGAGUCCUAAGUUUUUCUUUAUGCUAAAGUAAAAGCUAUUUCUCCAACUUUUACUAAAAGUUGUUGUUGUUGACGUUGAAAGGAAGAAGAUAUACCUCAACCUCAUUGAGCUCCGUCAAGUUCUACAUUAGUCAUACUUAAUGGCGUCAAAUUCGAAUGAAAAAGUUAUAAAGGCCUUUGAGGCAAUGAAGGUCUUUGGCUAUAGUGAAAAAGUCGUGAAGCCAGUAUUGAGGAACCUUCUGAAGGUGUACAACAAAAACUGGGAGCUUAUUGAAGAUGAGAAUUAUUCUGUUCUUUUGGAGUCUAUUAUAGACAGCGAGGAGUCUAAGGAAAGGAAGAAAUCCUUGUCGGAAGAUGAAGCGGAAGAAAAUGAACCACCACCGAAAAGAUCUAGGUUCUACUCCGAGGGAAAUCAUUUGUCACCUGCUAAACACGUUGCCAGCCCUAGUGCUGACACACAUACUUCCGAGUUGCAGCCUUCCGGCAAGCAGAAGAUGGCUGAGUUCACCACCAAGUCUUAUGAAACUGAGGAUGUCGAAAUGAAGCCUUUUUCUCUCUUGAACCAUUAUCAGCGUAAAGGUAAGAAAUGGAGUUCGUCUGAGGCCUCGCCUGUUUCAGAGGAGGAUAUUGACACUGAAGUACUCUCUGAUGAUGACAUGCAAGGACCUUGUACUCUGUCACCUUAUCUAAAUUUAACGAAAAAGGGAGACACAUCUCGUUCAUAUCCUGCCGUGAUACCCAAAAGAAGACUUGCUUAUAAUAGUAGCCUGGAAGAGCCAAAUAUUAUGGAUUCAGCUGAUGCAUCCAACAAAGGUGCUCUGGUUGAGUAUGACGUUUGUGAAACUGUGCCUCUCAAUGUGUCAUCAUCUGAUAAUCCGCCUGUUUUUGAUGUUCCUCUUGUUGUUGUCCCUUCAGGAAUUGAAACAAAAGACUUGGUGUGUCUCAACUCUGAACAUUUGGGUACAGAAGGAAAUGGAGAAAAUGCAGCAGAUUCAUCACAACUAGAUAUUGCUUCCUCUCCAAAAGGGGAGGUGAAGAUCUCUUUUGUCUAUAAGCCAUAUCUCUCAUCACGCUUUUGUCCACCGAGUUUAGAUGCAGUCCUGAAGCGGAUAGAGGAAAAGUAUAUGAAGUCCUACGGAUUUGCUCAACCUGGUUUCUCUCUGUUGAGGCUGAUGGAAAAUCUGUGUGAAUGUUAUCUGACUGCUGGUACCAAGGCCAGGACGGCAAAUGAGCCAUCAGCUGGGAUAGAGCCUCAGAAACUUCAUCCAGUAUGUGUCAGAUAUGAUGCUGCUAAUCAUGAAUUGCACCUUGCUUCAGACAUUACCAGUGGUUCAUUCAAAUUUUCAAAUUUUAUCAAAGUCUUGCCUCAUAUUCCAAAGUUUCUAGCUUCAGGCAAUAGGGAUAUAAUGUGCUAUCUGGUGGAUUUUAAUGAUACGAGGAUUAAUGGUUCCGAAAAAGGCAACACUAACAAGGUUCUUAAACUCCUAGCAUCUUCAACUAUGAACAAUUCACUAGUUGUUCAGAAUGAACACUCCUCUCGCCGUCUUCCUAAUUCUGCUUUUCUUAUUGAAGACAUCAGCAAUGGUCAAGAGGAGCUUCAAAUUUCGUUGAUAAAUGAAUUCAGUCAUGUCCUGCCUGUCUUUACAUACAUACCUAAAAAUGUUAUUUUCCAAAAUGCAUAUGUGAAGUUUCUUCUUGCUCGAAUAUCAGAUGACAACUGUUGUUCAAACUGCACUGGGAAUUGUUUGUCUCAAGAUAUACCCUGUGCUUGUGCUGGUGAAACAGGGGGUGAAUUUGCCUACACAGCUGGUGGUUUGCUCAAGGAGAAGUUUCUAGAGAGUUGCAUCUCAAUGAUUCGUGAACCCCAAAAGCAUGGUUUAGUGUAUUGUCAAGACUGUCCCCUUGAAAGGUCUAAGAACAAUAGCAUGUCUGGCCCGUGCAAGGGUCAUUUGGUGAGGAAAUUUAUCAAAGAGUGCUGGCAUAAAUGCGGCUGCAGCAGGGGAUGUGGAAAUCGUGUUGUUCAGCGAGGCAUAGCAGCGCCAUUGCAGAUAUUUAUGACAGCUGAUGGAAAAGGUUGGGGGCUCAGGGCACUGGAAGAUUUGCCUAGAGGUGCUUUUGUUUGUGAAUAUGUAGGAGAAAUUGUGACCAACACGGAGUUGUAUGAGCGGAACACACAAACUGCUGAUGAGAGACACACAUAUCCAGUUUUGCUAGAUGCAGACUGGGGUUCGGAAGUUGUUCUGAAGGACGAGGAGGCCCUUUGUUUGGAUGCAACUUACUAUGGCAAUGUUGCGAGGUUCAUUAAUCAUAGGUGUUAUGAAGGUAACUUGAUUGAGAUCCCAGUUGAAGUAGAGACUCCGGAUCAUCACUACUACCAUGUCGCUUUUUUCACUGUGAGGAAAGUUAAUGCUUUAGAAGAGUUAACUUGGGAUUAUGGUAUUGACUUCAACGAUCAUAGUCAUCCAGUGAAAGCGUUCAAGUGCUGCUGUGGAAGUAAAUUUUGUCGAGACAUCAGGCGUUGAAGAGAGCUAGGAAGUAGACACUGCUGAAGAUUCCUUCUCAUUGAUAAUGCUGACCCCAUCGAUAGCUCACAUAGAUAUAGGCAAAACAAGAGACACUGUUGUCAUUUUUUGCAAAAGAACAGCUGGUGUCGACACAGAUGAAGAUUCGUUCUCACUGAUCAUGCUGAUCGCUCCGAUGAAGAAGAGCGCUAUCUUGCCUUUUAGAAACAACAUAAGAGUAUGUUGGAAAAACAUGUCUUGUUUGAGUAUAUUACCUGGCGCUUUGUCGCCAAAAGAAAAACGAAAUACCAACUUAAAGUUGUCAGCAUACACUGAGUAAAGCCAUUUCUUGAUUUAUUACAAGAGAUACAUUACUGGUAAAAGCUCAUAUCAUUUGGUUCUCUGUGAACAAGUCAUGGAGUUUAUGGUUGGUUUAAGUUUAGAUCAUGAAUUCGAGCCAUGGAAUACUUGGAUCAUGGUAUAUUGCCUACAUUAUACUACUCAUUGCAGUGUGUCCCCUUUCUGUCUUUCUGGACCCUACGUGAAUGCGCAAUAUUUCGUGCACCCAGGCUGUCAUUUUUACUGUUUGGUUUGCUUUGCUUACGUCAUCGAGUUGAGGGUAUAUCGAAAACAACCUCUCUACCUUCGGGAUAGGAGUAAGGUCCACGAGUACGAUCAAACCAUUAGUAAUGUAGGAGCUUUGGAAAACAAAGAGACCGAAUCAGUAAGCACAGAAUUAGAUCAAAAGAGAUCAAAUCACUGAGCAGAGAAAUAGAUCAAACUUUAGUCCUUCAUACUAUGUAACACCAAAAUAUAGUCCACAAACAGCUAAAAAUACAUAUUAUGAAGCAAGUCAAUAACCAAACUCUAAAUUCUUAAAAAUAUAGUCAAGAAAUAACUAAAUACUAGAAGGUCGACCUCAUGACAACAAGAAAAGGCGAUGUUGUGCAACACUCGGAUGAUCUCUUUCCUAUCGAGAUACGCAAACUCCCAUCAUGUCCUAGAUCAACAACAAAUGUUUAGAUAGAUACAAACUUUAAAUUCUUUCAAAACUUUGAUUCAACACCUUUGCUUUAUCCAUCACCUUAUCCUCAUCAAACACAUAAAUACUUACAAACUUAGACUUCUCAAUCUCAUUCUUCGUAUCUCCCUCCAUACCUUUAAAACCUUCAAAAUCACUCUCCAUUUUCUUAACUGUCAUACUAAUUUCUUCCCAUCUGUUCAGGCCAACGACUUCUUUACCGGACUCUUUUUCGUGCACUAUCUUCUUCACACCAUAAAGUUCCAACUUCCUUGUGUACCAUUUCACAUGACUCUUAUAUACCACCAUCUU